GAGUCUUUGGUCAGCGUCUGGAGGAGACGGUGCUGUACGAGCGACGUUACGGGGUGCGCUUGGUUCCUCUGGUGGUGGAGCAGUGCGUGAACUUCAUCCGGGAGUGCGGGCUGCACGAAGUGUGCUUGUUUCGCCAGCCGGGACAGGCCAGUCUGGUCAAAGAGCUGCAGGAGGCCUUUGAUGCAGGAGAGAGGCCGUCCUUUGACAGUAGCACAGACGUCCACACGGUGGCGUCACUGCUGAAGCUCUACCUCAGACAGCUGCCGGAGCCUCUGGUUCCUUACAGACGCUACCAGGACUUCCUGCUCUGUGGUCAGAAGCUGUCGAGUGAUCGCACACUGGUUUUGGCAGAAUUGAGGAAUCUUCUUCACGAGUUGCCAGUUGCAAACUUCAACCUACUCAACUUUAUCUGCCAGUUUUUAAAUGAGGUCCAGAGUUACUCCAGCAGUAACAAGAUGAGCGGACAGAACUUGGCCACUGUAUUCGGACCAAACAUCCUCCGAGCCAAAGCUGAAGACCCGCAAAGCCUCGUGGGAGGUGCAGCGCUGGUCCAGGUGCUGAUGCUGGAGCUGAUCAGAGAGCACGAGUCUCUGUUUGCCAAAAUCCCCCCGACGCUCUCUGCCCGUCCACCGCGAGGUUUGCAUCAUUCACCGAGAGCUCUGAGGCAGCCUCAUCUCCACCCGUCGCCCUGCCUCCGCCAGCUGUCGAUGCCUCUCAUCAUGGAGCGCUCCAGAGAGCUGGGGCAGCCCGCCGCAGACCAACAGAACCCCAGCUAUGUCUUCUCUGCCGCUGCCAAAUCCGACUUGUCCUCCGGUCAGAAGAGAUUUCUCGGCCAUCGGUACACCUCCUCCCACCCAGAAAACUGCUUCUACCCCCUGCCCUCCUCCAGACAGCCCCUUCAGCACCACUCUAACCUACACAACAUAGAUUAUCACCAGCGCCAUGCUGGGCAAGGACCAUCCACUGCAAAUGUUCAAGCCUCUACAAACAGCCUACAAGACCCACCACCAGACAGCUCCAAGCCCAGACCGACUCCCAUGAGCUGGGCAAAGGCCUGGCCUGGCACAGGAGAGGCAGGCACUGGUUUCUGGAGCUCUGGUGCCGCAGAGGAAGAUGGUGCGGCGCCAGGAACUGCCAGCGGGGGAAGCAGUGAGGCUCAAGAGGACAGCAACCUUUCUGCCUACGACAACCUGGACAGAGUGUCUCUACGUCACAGGAUGGAGGAUGGCGAGAAUUUUGAAAGCAACGAUCCAGGAGGCCAUAUCGGACCUUUUGGAGAGCAGGAGGAGCUGGAGGAGGCCGGGCAUACAAGGGACUCCUUGUCUUCAUGGUCUUCCUGUGAGGUUCUACCAUUGGACGAGGGCGGUGAGGCUUUGGCCACGGUUAGUCCUGACGUAUCACUAAAGACACUGAUAACUUCAAGUCAGGUGGCAGAAGAAGAAAACAGCGAUAAUGACGAUCACGAAGAUGGCAACGACAAUGAUGAUAACGAUGAAGACAAUUAUGACGGUGCUGAUGACGACAUCCACCACCCUAACUCCCCAGCAUCCUGUUCCGCGCCCAGUGACAGCCCUCUCAGUACGGGCAGCUCAGAGGUGUUCCUCCCCUCCGUACCCCCAGACCUCCAGGGGCCCGAGCCAGAGUCACAGCCCGGGGACGCUCACUCACUCCUGGCCAAGCUGCGGCAUCAGAUGGCCCGGCAUAAGGCCGAGUACCAGACCAGGAUACAGAGGUUGGAGCGCUGCAACGACGUCCUGGAGCGGCAGGUUGCGGUACUGCGGGUCAGUCUGGAGCGGCAGAAGUGCAGCCGAAGCGUCGCUGAGAUCAAGAUCCGCAACAUGGAGCUGGCCAAAGAGGACGCCGACCUCCGAAACGACACGCUGCAGAGGGAGAUGGAGCUCUUCUUCCAGAUGUAUGGAGAGGCCAAGAGAAGAGGAGGGAAUGAAGGAGGAAGAGGAGGAGGGAGUCUCUGAAGACGGAUGGAAAGAUUCUUUCGAAAUGUGUGGAUCGGUCGGAUAACAGUGUGAAAGAGGAUGAUUGGAAAUCGAUCAUUAAGGCAGAUCGUGGAGGCAUCAAACCCAGAAGGAAAAGACUAAGUGAGGGUAAGGAAUUAAAGGAGUUGUUGUCCGAUCCAGAAGACAGUCUGAAGAAAUAAGACAGUUGUUUGUCAUUUCAAUCAGGUAGCCUCAGGCCGAAGAGGUUCAGUUCACGGGUUUUUCAGAUGGUUUGAAUUUGAAGAGCCGGUGUGGACGUAUGUCGGAUUAGUUUGCUGGAGCAACUGAUGGACCCUCUGAGUGUCUUCUUGCAAGUUGAGGUAUUAUUCAACAUAAACCGUAACCUUUGAGAAA
Anarrhichthys ocellatus (wolf-eel) is the source of this 2348-nucleotide messenger RNA. RefSeq names its product rho GTPase-activating protein 22-like. Gene Ontology annotation, cellular component: focal adhesion. Gene Ontology annotation, biological process: negative regulation of ruffle assembly; negative regulation of Rac protein signal transduction; signal transduction. The record is from RefSeq and is a predicted model, not a curated record. Gene Ontology annotation, molecular function: GTPase activator activity. The annotation marks the transcript as partial. The transcript has 7 exons. Lineage: Eukaryota; Metazoa; Chordata; Actinopteri; Perciformes; Anarhichadidae.